AUGGCGCGCCGUCAACACCUAACCCUGACGCUCCUCGGCGUCAUGCUUUUCCUCUCCCUCCUCUACAUCAUGUCCUCCUCUUCCAGCUCACAGUAUCCGACCCGUUUUGGCAGCGACUACACACCUCAGCAACAACAUGACGCCGUCCAUCACGAGCAUGAGCACGACCAUGCCGGUGAUACAGGCAGCGCUGGCAGCGGACUGGGGACGUCCUUUGUGCCGGAGAGUAUCCUCCACGGAGGUGCGAUCGCGCCUAAGUUGCCUAAUGCCACUGCGAGAGCCGAGCUAGGCCGCGCCUCGUGGAAACUCCUGCACACGAUGAUGGCGCGCUUCCCCGAACACCCGACUCCCGACGACCAACUCGCCUUGAAGACAUACAUCCAGCUCUUUGCGCGGCUCUACCCGUGCGGCGACUGCGCGGCGCACUUUCAGAAGCUGUUGGCCAAGUACCCGCCGCAGACGAGCAGUCGAAACGCGGCGGCUGGCUGGGCGUGCUUCGUGCAUAAUGAGGUGAAUAAGAGACUGCAUAAACAGGAGUUUGAUUGUAGUAAACUGGGGGAUUUUUAUGAUUGCGGAUGUGGGGAGGAGCCAGUAGAGGGGCAGAAGAAAGGAGGGGAGCUCAAGAGGGAUUAG
Thermochaetoides thermophila DSM 1495 is the source of this 633-nucleotide messenger RNA. Its product is annotated as FAD-dependent sulfhydryl oxidase-like protein. Gene Ontology annotation, cellular component: mitochondrion. Bases 1 to 633 code for a protein of 210 amino acids. The transcript has 2 exons. Gene Ontology annotation, molecular function: flavin-dependent sulfhydryl oxidase activity; flavin adenine dinucleotide binding. The record is from RefSeq and is a predicted model, not a curated record. Lineage: Eukaryota; Fungi; Ascomycota; Sordariomycetes; Sordariales; Chaetomiaceae.